Mucor mucedo is the source of this 2580-nucleotide messenger RNA. RefSeq lists its product as uncharacterized. NCBI's taxonomy places the organism in Eukaryota, Fungi, Mucoromycota, Mucoromycetes, Mucorales, Mucoraceae. The transcript is spliced from 2 exons. Bases 22 to 2580 code for a protein of 852 amino acids. The record is from RefSeq and is a predicted model, not a curated record. Gene Ontology annotation, molecular function: protein binding.
AAUUUAUAUAAAAAAUAAGUGAUGGGGAUUUUCGGUGAUACAAAAGUGACAGACUAUUAUAAAACUGGUUUAAAGCACUUUAAAAAAAAAGAAUAUAAUAAGUCAUUUCCAAAGUUUUUGUGGGCUGCUCAUAAACAAGAUGCAAUGUCUCAAUAUUAUUUAGCCGUAUCGUUUGAAAAUGGUCAUGGAGUAGACAAGGAUAUCAAACAGGCAUUAUAUUGGUACCAUAAGGCUGGAGAUAACCAAUGUGGUGCAGCUCAACAUUAUUUGGGUUUAGCAUAUCAGCGUGGAUCUUACGAUAUUGAAGAGGAUUAUAAAAAGGCCAUAUAUUGGUUUACAAAAGAAUUCGAAGAAAAUCCCAGCGAAGACUCACAACCGGGUUACUCGUUUUAUCUUAUCGGGCACAUUUAUGAAGAAGGAGGAUUUGGGAUAGAGCAAGAUUAUAAUCUGGCUAUGGAGUGGUACACCAAAUCUGCAAAAAGCGGAUAUGUAAACGCAGAAAUCAAUAUUGGUUUAUUAUAUCGAGACGGAAAGGGAGUAGAGCAAGAUUAUCAGAAAGCUCUAGAUUGGUUCUUGAGAGCUGUGACUGAUGGGAAAACACAUGCUUCUAUGUUGCUGUAUUACAUUGGAGAGCUAUAUGAAAAUGGGCAAGGUGUCGAAAGAGACUAUCCCAAAGCUUUAUUAUGGUAUACCAAGGCAUAUAAUGAAUCUGGAAUCACAAAGGCACCAUUCAAGCUAGGAAAAUUUUAUUAUGAUGGAUUAGGAGUUGAAAUCGAUUUUAAAAUGGCGUUGCUCUGGUUUGAACGUUCUCUAAAUAUUGCUGAAACAUUUGAAGCUCAGUAUUAUAUCGGCAUCAUAUAUCUAAAAGAAAAAGGAUCAGUAAAAAAAGACUACGGAUUAGCUUUCAAAUGGUUCACAAAAUCCGCUGAGAACAAUAAUGCAAAGAGUCAGUUCCAACUAGGAAAAUUAUAUCUUGAAGGCCUUGGUGUUGAACGUGACACUGAUAAGGCAGCUUUGUGGAUAAAGAAAUCAGCAAAUAAUGGUCAUUCUGGUGCUCGCUUUCUUAUUGGGUACUUGUAUGCCAUAGGAGAAAUCGGCUUACCAAAAGAUUUCAAGCAAGCGAUUUCUUUUCUUAGUGAUCCUGACGAAGAAUAUGCAGCAAAAUCAUAUUAUCAUAUAGGAGUUAUGUCAAGUAUCGGUGGAUAUGGUAUCGAUAAAGAUUUUAGUUAUGCUUUAGAUUGGUUCUUAAAAUCAGUAGAUAAAGGUUACACCGACGCUUUACCUGCAAUUGCGGCUAUAUACCGAGAAGGUGGAUAUGGGGUUGAUAAAGAUUUGAAACAAUCAUUGAAUUGGUUUUUGAAAUCCAUCGAUGCUGGCCGUCUUGAGGUUUUUACAGACAUCGGACUACUUUAUGCGGAAGGCGGAUAUGGCAUAGAAAGAAAUUACCGUACUGCCUUAGACUGGCUGACAAGAGGUGUCAACAGCGGAUAUGCUGCUUCAGGCUAUGGUAUUGGCUUAUUAUAUUCAUUACGUCUUGAUAACGAACAAAAUUUUGAAACUGCCUUACCAUGGUUUAAAAAGGCUGCAGAGAAAGAUCAUGGCAAGUCUCAGUUUUAUGUUGGGCUUUUUUACGAAAAAGGUUUUGGUGUCAAGAUAAACUACACAAAAGCAAUGUAUUGGUACAAGAAAGCGGCCGAAAAUAAGCAAUCUUACGCCCUUGUUAACAUGGGCUUGCUUUAUUAUAAAGGGUUGGGUGUACUUCAAGACUACAAUAAAGCGUUGCAAAUGUACCAGCUCGCUAUAAAAUCAAGUGAAAAUGGUUUAGACUGCGGAUCUGCAUAUAACAGCUUAGGAUUGCUUUACCAAAAUAAUCAUGGAGUCCCACAAUCACAUAAAAAAGCAAUGGAAUACUUUCAAAAGGCAGUGGAACUAAAAAGCUUGGAUGCCUGCAAUAAUAUGGGCGAUAUUUACAAAUACGGAUACGGCGUAGAAGUAGAUUACAGCAGAGCAUUACAAUGGUAUUUGAAAUGCAAUCAAUCUGUUGAUUACAAUUUUAGUGUGUGCGACGAGGGCUUGCUUAAUAUUGGAAUAUUGUAUCUUCAGGGAUUAGGCGUAGAUAAAGACUUGGAAUUGGCAAAAUAUUUUUUUAGAAAAGCUUUGAAAUAUGGGAAUGAAAAAGCUCAAGACUGUAUUGAUCAAGCAAUUAGUAUUCAAAGAAACACGCCUUCUCCUCAAUUGACUUUAAAUUAUAUUGGUGAUAUCAAUUUCAAACCAAAUGUAUUUGGAGAAGAGGAAACACAACAUGUUAUUCUUCUGCGAGAAGCUGAAAAGGCAGCAAAAGAAGCAGAGAACAAAGUAGCAUUGCUGACGGCCCAGCUUAAAGAAUUACAAAAGAUCAAUAUUGAAAAACUGUUUCACCGGCCAAACGAAUAUUUGACGACUGAAAACUCCAGCUUGGAUACGGAAAGCGAUGAGAAGGAUCUUGGUAUUAAUUAUUCUACCUGUGAUGUUGAAUUUCAUGACUCUCACUUAAAUGAGUACUCUCCUUACAUCAACUUGAAACCUAAUGCAAAAGGAUAA